AUGUCUGUCCUACUUGGUCACAGCCGCACCCUUGUUUGCACCCAUCUUUCAUCCAUUUCAUCCACUUUCUUCCCUAUCUCUCUGCAUCCGCCAUUCCCACCACGGAUGUGGCUAUGUCAGGUCCAGGGAAACAAGGAUUGCCUUGUUUGCUGCGGGGAAUCGAACGAGAUUUGGGGGCGGUGUUUUUGGACGAUCGCCUUAGAAGGUUUAGAACACGGGCACUGGCGUGGUGGCCUGCAGUUGCACGGCUCACUAGAGCCUGCCAUGAUUCGCUCCAGCUCAGAUGCCUUCAGCUGUCAAUCCUCUGCUGGCUUCCUUCCUUCAGCUGACUUCGUUUUCUUCUUUUCAUUCUGCUCUCUUCCUUCACUAUCGAUGGUCUCUUCACGGUCCUUCCUCCUAUCUCAUGUAUGA
Aspergillus luchuensis is the source of this 411-nucleotide messenger RNA. RefSeq lists its product as uncharacterized. The transcript has a single exon. The record is from RefSeq and is a predicted model, not a curated record. The coding region runs from base 1 to 411 and encodes 136 amino acids. Lineage: Eukaryota; Fungi; Ascomycota; Eurotiomycetes; Eurotiales; Aspergillaceae.